Molecule: messenger RNA, 786 nt
Organism: Pelagomonas calceolata
Lineage: Eukaryota; Pelagophyceae; Pelagomonadales; Pelagomonadaceae
Source: the annotation of a GenBank genome assembly
AUGUCCGCCGCCCACCACAUCCCGGCGGAGGACAGCGCCGAGGGCACGAAAUUCUUCUUCAUGGGCGGCAGCGACAAGCACCAACUCAAUCGUAUAUCGUCGAACGGCGGACUGACGGCCGGGCUCACCGCGCAAGGCGUCACAGAAUCGCAAUGGGAGCCCUUCCGCCAAGAGUUAUACAAACUCCCCUCGCUCGCGCUCUCCCAGUGCGGCGGAUGUGGGUGUUCUGGCCCGUGCUUCGACAGCCCCGGCGAGGUGCGAAACAAGUGGUGGACGGCCAUGCAGGAGCUCUGCACGCGCCACGCUCAAACCUUCGCGCCGCUCGGGAUCACGCUCGAGCCGUGGGUCAAUCUCUUGAAGGGUCGAGCCAUGAAGUUUCCCGGCUUACUCCUCGCCUACACGCCAGCCAACGCACCAGCGGUGGUCGUCACGGCGGGAGCCGUCCCAGCGGCAGGGCCGGCGGUCGGAACGAUAGUUUCCCCGGCGGCGAACCCGGCGGUCGGAACGGUAGUUGCGCCGGGCCCGGCGGUCCCGACGACCGUUGCUCCGUCGCCGUACAACUCCAGCUAUCCCCCAACGGCGGGCGGCGUCGUGCAAGGCCACGUGACGCAGCCGCCGCCUUACGCCGCCGCCCCAACGGGCGCCGUCGUCCAAGGCUACGCGCCGCCGCCGCCGCAAGCGGCGCAACCGGUCGGAACGACCGUCGCUCCGCCGCCCUACGGCGCCGCCGCAACGCCGCAAGCCGUCGCGGAAGUCGUCGCCGUCGCCCCGAUGGACCGCAAGUAG